Meloidogyne enterolobii is the source of this 1910-nucleotide messenger RNA. NCBI's taxonomy places the organism in Eukaryota, Metazoa, Nematoda, Chromadorea, Rhabditida, Meloidogynidae. The record is from the annotation of a GenBank genome assembly.
GUAUUAAUUUAAACAAAAAUAAAAUGGAGGAAGAAAUUGACGAAGUUGAACAACAAUUAAAUAAAAAUACGAAUAAGACUUGCACAAAAACAACUCGAAAAAGUAAAGAAAAUAAUUCAGAAAAAAUAAAAGAAUCGAAGGAAUUGUCACCAAAAAUUGAAAAAAGGAAGAGUUUAGACAACCCAAAAAAUUCUACUUUUAAUUCUUCCUUUGUACAACAACAAUCACCACCUCAAUUAUUACCUGCUCCCCAACCUAAUUAUUGUUUUUAUGGGGGAUAUCCACAAAAUUCUUUGCCGUAUUUUGGGGGAAAUAAUUAUUCUCAAUUUCCUCCUGGUUAUUUUUGGCCACCUACGGGAAAUCCUAAUUUAUGGCAAAAUGGAGGAUUGAAUCCUUCGGGAAAUGACGAAGAUGAAGAAACUGGAGAAAAUACAACAAAAAAGCAAAAGCUGCAGCAUCAGCCAACUUUACCGUUUCACCCAUCUACAUCAACUUUUCCUCCUCAAUUUUCUCCUUUUCAACAUCUUUAUUCUGUUAACAGCAAUGGAAGUAUUAUGGGUGGUUUCUAUCCUCCUCCAACCGCAGCACCAACUCCAACACCAACAGCAAUACCUUUGUUUAAUCCUUCUAGUGGAUAUUUUUAUCCACCUCCUUAUUAUUUUCAGAAUAAUGCUGCUGUGUUUUUUAAUCAGAAUAAUUUGAAAGUAAAGGAGGAAGUGGAGGAAGAAGAAGAAAAUGAUGAGGAGGAAGUGGAAGUAGAUAAAGGAAAAGAAGAGAAGGAAGGAGAAAGUAAAGAAGUGAACGAAGAAGUCAAAAUAGAAGAGAAUUUAACUAAAAAAGAACAAAAGGAUAAUGAAGGAAAAAUUAAGAUGAUUGGGGGAAGGAAACGUGAAAUUGAUGAAAACUCUUUUACAAAAUUUCUGGAAGAAUUAAAAGUUCCAAAAAAUAAACACGAUGAAAACAAUAGCCCCUUCGUUUUGCCUGAUCACAUUAAGAGUAAUAAGGACAAAGAUGAAGUAGUUGAGGAUGAUUCGGAAAGAUUUGUCUGUCUAAUUUGUGGAGAUGUUGCUGGUAGACAUUAUGGUGUUAUUUCUUGUGAGGGGUGCAAAUGCCCUUUCUGCCGUUUUAAUGCAUGCAUUCGCAUAGGUAUGGAUCGUGUUGCUUUGCUUAAACGUGUCAAAAAAAUGUACAAAUUGGAUAACUCACUGAUUACUCAAGAUAAGGGAUUCAAAGGCCUUACAAAGGAGAAAGUAUCACUUGAAUUGGUCAAUAAAAUUUGUCUUUCAUUUAAAAAUAAUUGCUUACAUCGUCGAAACAAUACAAUAAACGGCUUGGAAGAAUUUAAAAAUUAUUUAUUUUUAUUUUUUACACAAAGCAUUGAAAUUAUUACAAAUGAUACUGAAAAUAAAGAAACAACAAAAAAUAAAGAAAUUGAAAAAUCAGAAGAGAAAACGAGGUUUUUAAUUGAAACAAACUUGGAUGCAUUUUUGGUUAUUCGACAUGUUUUUAUUGACGAUUUACCUUUAUUGAAACAAUUUUGUAGCAAUCCAGAAAAUGAAAAUGAUGAGAAAACUGAAGUAAAAGAAACUGAAGAUAAUUUACUUGCAAAAUUAAUGACGAAGGUCGACAAGUUUCGCAAAGGAUUGAGUCCGGAUGUGCUUCAACCGGAGGAACAUGCACUUGUUUCGGCUUUAGGAUUUUGUUUUCUUCUUGACUCUUGUGACGGCAGAAUUUUACGUUCAAAAGAAAAGAAAUCUUCUUCAACUUCAAAAUCAGAACGAACAUAUUAUGACCAGCUUCGAGAUUGUUUGUAUACACAAAUGUCAAUUCGAGACCCGAGCAGAUUUAAUCAUAAGGCUUAUAAUGCAUUGUGCCGUAAUUUAAAUAAUUUAUUUGAAACCACUGACUAA